AUGGUCAAAUUGGCAGUAGGGACGAAGGCGGCGCCAGGCGUUAGAAUACUGAGGGACGAACUCUACCCGAUCAAGGUGGACAAUGUCAACCGGUUAGCAGUUUUGAACGAACAUGGAGACAUCCGAGCCGGAGCGACGGAGACAUUUGGCCAAGAAAAUGGAACGACAGUCGCGAAGAUAAGAUGGCUGAGCAAGAGAACGGCACCCAAGGCAUAUGGCUCUAUGGUAGUAUACGUGACGAAGGACAGCGACGCAAGACGCCUCCUGAGGGAAAGUUUCUUUCACGUGGCAGGAGAAUCUGGCUACACUGUGAUAUUCGAACGCCGUCCUUGCCCCGAGCAGUGUCGUUGUUCACUUGCGGAAAUACACAAAGGUGCGCGAGAUGCGCCGGUGGUGGACAUUGCCACAGCGAAUGCACCGCGACCGUCGUAA
Molecule: messenger RNA, 432 nt
Organism: Exophiala oligosperma
Lineage: Eukaryota; Fungi; Ascomycota; Eurotiomycetes; Chaetothyriales; Herpotrichiellaceae
Exons: 1
Coding region: 1-432 (143 amino acids)
Source: RefSeq, a predicted model, not a curated record